This is a messenger RNA of Eremothecium sinecaudum, 2526 nucleotides long. RefSeq names its product tyrosine protein phosphatase PTP2 (gene PTP2). The record is from RefSeq and is a predicted model, not a curated record. Gene Ontology annotation, molecular function: protein tyrosine phosphatase activity. The transcript has a single exon. The coding region runs from base 1 to 2526 and encodes 841 amino acids. Gene Ontology annotation, biological process: protein dephosphorylation. NCBI's taxonomy places the organism in Eukaryota, Fungi, Ascomycota, Saccharomycetes, Saccharomycetales, Saccharomycetaceae.
AUGACGGGACUGGAUCACAAUAACCUUUUUUCGGUCCACUCACUGUCACAGGAGCCUCGGCUGGAUCAUUUCUUUGGUGGAAUAAAACCUAUAAGAGAUUCUAGGAGUGUGAUUUCGUUACCUAGUAAUAUGCAUGGACGGUUAGUGCAACCGACUUCGCCAACGUCUAGGUUAAUGACGCAGAGAGUUGAGCUUUCUGAAGGUGAUGAUAUAUUUAGCGCUCAGAACAUUAGAGUUGUGACUUACCAGGAGUGGCGUGCGCAGCGACUGGAUGCGCUGAAAGAUACACUUAUUUUGGAUCUCAGCACGCCGGGGUAUGAGUUCGGGAGUGCAUGUAAUCAAAUUCAACUAUCUUUUCCUAGUACAUUACUUCGCCGUCCUAGUUUUACGUUUGAGAAGUUAAUGGGCACAUUAAAUGACUGUACCCGAGAAAGAUUGAUCAAACAGCUUGCGUCUUGUACGCGUAUACUUAUAUUUGAUGACGGGUCUCUAUUCAUGACGAGCUGUUUUUACUCAACCGUCGCAGUGAUUCGUAAGCUUGUUGAUUAUUUAUCCAAGCAAAAAGGACCAAAAGCAACAGAUAUUUAUCUUUUACAAAAUGGCACUAGGUCCAUGCAGCAUGAGCAACGUCAACACCACUAUGUGUCGCCAACGCUUACUUCGCCUACCCAAGCGAAUAAUAAUACCAGUCAUGUGCAGCAUCCCGUUGCAAAUAAUACUCGCACUGAAAACAGUGGCAAGCCGAAGAUCUCACUUAGGUUACAUAUUCCAAGGCAUGAUGAAACUACAAAGUAUACUGCAAUACCAACUACAUCCACUAAAGGUAGAUGCGCAGAUAUAACUGGUACCAAAUCAUCUGAACUGUUUAUACAGUCUAUGAAGGGGGAUACACUGCAUUAUUCACCUGAGUCCCUUUAUAAGUAUUUCAGAUAUCGAACACCCAGUAAAUUACCGCGAUGCGUACCACAGUGGUUUCAUCCAUUUAACCGUACUGGGGACCAAAUUUUGCUAGAGUUAUUAGCUAAAUUUGAACUAUUAGAGUUGUUAGAGGUUAAACGGCUUCGAAAGUGCAUAGCCCCUAAUGAUUCAAAUUCAUUUUCCAGAUCUUCAACUGUCAAAACACGGCUUUAUUCCUUAAAAGAGUUGGAGAAACAGUAUGUCCCUUCACAUAAACUUCAGUCUGAAACUGAAGAGAACAAGGACCUAACCACUGAUCGAUAUAGCGAUGAAGAUACAUACACCAGCAUUCAAAAUAAUGGAUUCAAUUGGGACAAUAAUAAUACUUGCGAUAUAGAGGACUGUGAGAGCGAUUUAAUCCCAGAGAAUACAAUUUGUAGCCACAGUAACGGGACUAGCGUGUCUGAAAGGACUCGUGUGCAAGAUGAAGAAGUUCUGGAAACACCAUUAGAUGAAUAUGGUAUUUCGCAAGGAAUUAAUUCGUUUACAAAGAACCGCUAUUCUAAUAUAAUACCCUAUGAGCACACACGUGUGAAGCUAGAACCCUCACCUCUCCACCAUGAACCCAGUCAACGGAUUAAUCCUCAAUCCGCGCUCCCUUAUCAGUCUACAGUUGAAAGCAAAGGGUCAGAUAAGAUGGUUGAGCAUUUAAAAGUUCCUAUUUCAUCGUCAUAUUUUUCAAAUGCGUUCGAGCACAAUUCAGAAAAAUAUCCUGAUACGUCAUCAUGUGAGCCAUUUAAUGAUUAUUUUAACGCAAAUUACUUGAACCUUCCCGAAAUUAAUCCCAGUUGUAGAUAUAUCGCUACGCAAGCCCCUUUAUUAUCCACCAUCGAUGAUUUCUGGAAAGUGGUAACCACGAAUGACGUACAGGUUAUUAUAUCGUUGAAUUCUGAUGAUGAGUUAAACCUAAGGAAAUGGGAUAUCUAUUGGAAACCCGAUAGCAUGCGAAAGUAUGAUAUAACAAUCUUAAAUUGCUUUGAGGAUUUACCCAAUUUGGAUGGUAUAAUAAUCCGGGAAUUUCAGGUUAGAAAGAAGCAAACAGUUGUAUCUUCUGAUUCGGAUGAUGAUUCCAAUAUCAGCUGUAAAACUCACAAUGUUUACCAAAUACAAUACACAAAGUGGUUAGAUUCCUGCGGCAUAGUAAUGUCUGACUUUUUGCAAUUAUACAGAAUAAAGAACGCCUUAGUUCAUCAGCCAGAGAUUCUUAUUGAAAAACUCCGAAGUCAUGUUCCAGGAUCGAAACAACCAAUUUCACUCGAUAAUUUAACAACCGAAGAUACCUUCCUUGGUACAGAAAUAAUGUCUCCAUUGCUAGUGCAUUGUAGUGCAGGUUGCGGGCGCACUGGAGUAUUCAUUACCUUGGACUUCUUACUCACUAUAUUACAGCCUCCUUAUCAAAAAAUGAACAAAAUUGAUGUAUGGAAAAUGAAUGAAGAUCUUAUAUUUAUUGUGGUAAAUGAAUUUAGAAAGCAAAGAAUUUCUAUGGUGCAGAACUUGACACAGUACAUUACCUGCUAUGAAAGUCUAUUAGAAUUUUUUGCAAUAAAUGACGGUCAGGCGAAUACUUAA